CAAGAAACUCAGUAUUGUUUUGAACAUAUCAAUGGGUCUUGUUUCAGAUCAUUGAGACCAGCCUUAAUAAAUGGAGCAAUGUAUAUUUUCAUGUCUGCAAUAAUACUAAUCACACUUUGUGGAAAUCUAAUAGUAAUAAUUGUGAUCUCACUUUUCAGGCAACUUCAUUCCCCCACCAACUUUCUGAUCUUGUCUUUAGCUUGUGUGGAUUUUCUUUAUGGUGCUGUGGUCAUGCCUUAUAGUAUGGUACGUUCUGUUGAAGCCUGCUGGUACUUUGGAGAACUGUUUUGUAAAAUUCAUUCCAGCACUGACAUAAUGAUGUCAAUAGCUUCAGUUUUUCAUCUUUGUUUUAUUUCCAUUGACCGCUAUUAUGCAGUGUGUGAUCCUCUGCGCUACAAAACAAAAAUUACUACAUCAGUGGUGGCUCUGUUUAUUGCUUGCAGUUGGCUUUAUGCAAUGUGUUUCGCUUUUGGAGUAGUGUUUUUAAAUGUGCGUGAAGUAGGCAUCGAAGACUACAUCUUAUCGAAUGCCUGUGUUGGAAACUGUGGAUUAAUUCUUAACAAGCAGUCUGGAGUGCUUGUGGCAGUUUUUGGAAAUGUCAUUCCAGGAGCAAUUAUGAUGUUAUUGUAUGUUAAAAUUUUCAGUGUUGCAAAAAGACAAAUCAGAUUAUUAAAUAAAAUACCAUUUGGCAGCAAAAAACAAAAAUCCCAAGAAAGUGAGAAUAAAGCAGCAAAAACAUUGGCAAUUGUAAUGGGAGUAUUCCUGAUUUGUUGGUCUCCUUUUAUGACUGUCAUAGUCACUGACCCUUUUGUUGGUUUCACUACACCCCCUGUACUUUUUGAUGCCCUCGGCUGGUUGGUAUACUUUAAUUCAACUUUUAAUCCUGUUUUAUAUGGGUUUUUCUUUCCCUGGUUUCGAAAAGCCUUAAAAACUAUUUUAAGAGGAAAAUGUUUUACUUAA
This is a messenger RNA of Polypterus senegalus (gray bichir), 960 nucleotides long. RefSeq names its product trace amine-associated receptor 4-like. NCBI's taxonomy places the organism in Eukaryota, Metazoa, Chordata, Cladistia, Polypteriformes, Polypteridae. Bases 79 to 960 code for a protein of 293 amino acids. The transcript has a single exon. Gene Ontology annotation, biological process: G protein-coupled receptor signaling pathway. The record is from RefSeq and is a predicted model, not a curated record. Gene Ontology annotation, molecular function: trace-amine receptor activity. Gene Ontology annotation, cellular component: membrane.